This is a messenger RNA of Nilaparvata lugens (brown planthopper), 1924 nucleotides long. Its product is annotated as protein PFC0760c-like. Gene Ontology annotation, cellular component: U5 snRNP. NCBI's taxonomy places the organism in Eukaryota, Metazoa, Arthropoda, Insecta, Hemiptera, Delphacidae. The transcript has a single exon. The record is from RefSeq and is a predicted model, not a curated record. The coding region runs from base 724 to 1710 and encodes 328 amino acids.
UGACGAUAAAGAUAAGAUGAAGGAGACGACAAUAAUAGUAAAAGUGACGAUGAUGUUGGCAAAAGUGACAAAGAUGAACCGAGAAGUGACGACAAACCUAGAAUCGAAGAAAAAAGCGACGAGGAUAAAGAGAAAACGGCUUUCGAUAACGACGAUGACAAGGGAACAAUUUCAUUGGAUGAAGAUGCCGAUCCAAUUGAGUCACGAAGCAAGAAAGAAAUUCCUCUGGAAGCUUUCAACAUGGAUGAAGAAAAAGACUUGGGCAGACUUGGUACAUGAAAGGUCCUAACUCUUCUGACAUUGAACGUGGGUACCUGGAAACCAAUCCUCGAGAGGAGAGCGGGUGAAUUAAUGUAAUUUUUCAAAAGUGACACCACACAGAUCAAUGAAAACCUGUCACGUCUAGCCCUCAAAGAGUCCAUAUUGAAAAGGGAUCUCAAACGUCCAGAAGGAAAACCCAAGGGACAGGCUCUUCCAAAUUGCAUAUAAAAUAGGAAGCGAAGAAGCUGAUUCUGAACUUGUUCGACUCCAGACAAUAGAUCCAUACACAAGGACACUCCUGACUAGCGACUGAUACAGAGUUACAACAGUCUCAACAUUAUUGUUGGCAUCUUUAUUAUUAUCCAAGAUUGUAUUUGGGGACAGUAAUUGUAUAAAUACAAUAGUAUUUUCAUAUUAGGUAGCUGAUAAUUGGAUAAUAUACCCAGCAUCUCUUUUGAUAGAAUGGCUGACUCAAACGAACAGCCCCCGGCUAAGAAAAGCCGCCAUGAAUCGCCUGAAGAGGAUGAAGCACCCCACGUUGAAGGCACAGAGGACGUGGUCAACUCCACUACAGCCACAAAUGGAAGUCCAUUGAAAAUUAAGUCUUCGAUAAAGAUGAUGUGGAUCCAGAGAUUUGAUUCCACUACGAACGGGGAUAAAUCUCAGUAUGAGGAGGAUGAAUCGGAGGAUGAAGAUGAAGGAGAUAAAGAUGGAGGAAAUAAAGAUGAAGAUGACGAUAAAGAUGAAGAUGAAGGUGACGACAAUAAUGCUAAAAGUGACGAUGAUGUUGGCCAAAGUGACGAAGAUGAACCGAGAAGUGACGACAAAACAAAAAGCGAUGAAAAAAGCGAGGAGGAUAAAGAGAAAACGACUUUCGAUACCGACAAUGACGAUGGAACAAUUUCAUUGGAUGAAGAUGCCGAUCUAAUUGAGUCACGUAGCAAGAACGAAAUUCCUCUGGAAGCGUCCAAAAUGGAUGAAGAAAAAGACUUGGGUUUGUUUGACAAAGACGGACAUUUCGUUUGGAAUUGUAAAACUGGAGAGCCCACCUAUGCUUGGCUGGAAGGCAAGGGCUCAAAGCCAGUACCAGUAAAUGCACGGGCCAUCAAACGAUGCCAAAAGAUCCGCAUGAAAGUAGUCGAGGAUGACGAUACUCCUAGUGACGACAUAUUCAAGCAAAGGCUCAUAAUCAUAGAGAACUUGAUGGAGGAUAACGAAACAGUACAAGGAACGAUUGCUCGCCUACAACUCAAUCGCAUUGAUAAGAAUUUGUCUGCAUCGGAGAGACUGGCCAACAAAAAGGCGGGUGGAUCAUACAGCUUUCCGUCUAGUAGCAAAGACUGUGAGGAAAAUCCCCUUUCAAAGUUAUUGGAUGCAGUUCAUGAAUUUCCCUUGCAGAGCGAUAUAUUUUCUGUAACCAAAAGCGAGAUUGCUUCUAUUAUUGCUUGACCCGAUGAAUUUGAGCAGUUUAAGAGGAAGGCAUAUCCACUUCUAAAUGAGAUCACAUUUGAAGGAAGCGUCGAUAGCGAGAUGGGAGGGAAGAAAUCCCCUAUCAUGGUGUCCUCACAUGAAGAGGACGAAGUGGUAGAGGAAGAAGAAGCUGGCAACGGAAUAGUUGUCAUUGAAAGAGAUGAGAUGGAUGACGAUGACGAUGAAGGAAAGG